This is a messenger RNA of Leptopilina heterotoma, 5813 nucleotides long. It is a transcript of the gene NFAT, whose product is annotated as nuclear factor of activated T-cells 5-like. Gene Ontology annotation, biological process: regulation of transcription by RNA polymerase II. The transcript is spliced from 9 exons. The coding region runs from base 811 to 4800 and encodes 1329 amino acids. Gene Ontology annotation, molecular function: RNA polymerase II cis-regulatory region sequence-specific DNA binding; transcription factor binding; DNA-binding transcription factor activity, RNA polymerase II-specific. Gene Ontology annotation, cellular component: transcription regulator complex. The record is from RefSeq and is a predicted model, not a curated record. NCBI's taxonomy places the organism in Eukaryota, Metazoa, Arthropoda, Insecta, Hymenoptera, Figitidae.
CAAGUGGCUGUAAUUAUCGUCUACUGAUUGGUCACCUUCGUCGCGGGUGUCCAAGAUGGUUGGCGACGAUGUCGGUGGGGAUAAGAAGAGAAUCAAACAGCACUAGAACGUGAUCAAAACGUGGUGUAGGAGGAGGCGGUUUUCGAUUCGCUUGGUGUUGGUGGCUUCUGAUAUCAUGACAAGGAGGGGAUUGUGCGGCUAAAGAUAAAAAAAAAGGAGGGGGCACACAUUGGUCUUUUGGAGAAGGGGCUGUUUACUUGCUAUUCACUGUGUCAGCUUGACAGACAUAACCACAAGCACAAACUAUAUGCGUUCGAAAAAGCAAAAAGCGACAAGACAACCACUAGUUUGCAUUUGACUUUCAUCGAUGUACGAUCGUGUUUAAUUAUCAUUAGUAACUGUGCGUCACUUUUUUGAGAUAUACUUGUCAACAAGUUCAUAUACACAUAUAUUUAUAUUAACAAGUUUAUAUGUAUGCUCGAAUAAGAGGCAUUAAUGUUACAUAAUUUGCUUAAAAUCAUGAUUCAAAAAUCGUAAUGGACCAACUGUCUUGGAACUUUGAUGACGAGGUUAAGGAAGAGGAAGAAGAAGAAGAGGGACGCUUGGCAUUGACUAGAAAACGCCGAAUGUGUAAUGAAGUGAACUUGUGUCACAAAAAGCAUUCAUUGUUUUGUGUGUGUUCCGUGUCUAUCAGUGAUAAUAGUCACUACGGUAAUAGUUAUUGUAAUCUUUUUAUAAAACGAUAAAGUGCAUUUAUGUUCAUAUAUUAGUGAAAAGCAAUCGGGAGAAGAAUAGCGAAACGCUUCUUGAAUGGCCCCUGAUUUUGAAAAGAGGAGGGAAACGAGGAGGACAAAGGGCUCUGAUUCUGAAAUUCCUCUUCUUAACGGUGCUGAAGGGAUGCUUUUUCUAAGGUGCAAGGGAAGCUCCUUGACGGAUUUUUAUCGUCACGGAAAUAACGCAGGUGGCGUAUCGUCUACGGUGACGGGAACAAUAACAAGAAGUUCAGUGACUUCGAAUAAUCGAACUCACUCUAGUCGAAGGACAAGUCAUCAGCGUCAUCAACAUACUCAACAACAGCAGCAACAAUCGUCUGUUCCGUUGACAUCAUUCAACGGCCUUAUCACCAGAAAUUCGGAUGAUCUGGCCAUUAGGACUAAUUCAACACAGGACAUUUGUGACAAUUCAAAUGAUUCUGGCCUCGGAUUCGAGGAACGACAGCAAUUGCUGAAUAAAGUUUCUCAGGUUUGGAACGGUGUCGGUGAAGAGGAUUCAAAGAGGAGGAAAAUGGACAUUAAACUCGAGUCAGAGGACGCGAAUUUUGCCUUUCCUGAAGUUGCACCGGGUUCAGCGCAGGAGACAAAAAUUUCAGCGACGAGAAACGGUAUAAAUGGCAUUGGCAAUGCAAUCACACGUACGGGAAAUGGCGCAGCCGGGACCAUUGGCAGAAUUGUUGGAAUCACAAGACCACGUCCGGCAAUUGGUGUCCUUACAAAAAGGCCACCCAUCAAUCACCAAGGUCCUGUCACCCUCACUUCUCAGCUUUGCAGUAUAUCUAGAGAUGGAAAGACACAAUUGCAAAUAAUUUGUCAGCCGGAGCAACAGCACAGAGCACGUUAUCAAACUGAGGGCUCACGUGGAGCAGUGAAGGAUCGUACUGGAAAUGGAUUUCCAAUUGUUCGCUUGGUGGGUUAUGAAAAGCCGGCGACACUUCAAGUUUUCAUUGGUACUGAUCUUGGACGCGUUGCGCCACAUAUGUUUUAUCAAGCAUGUCGCGUGAGUGGGAAAAAUUCAACACCAUGUGUUGAACGUAAACUUGAUGGAACAAUAGUGAUUGAAGUGGACAUGGAUCCCGCUAAAGAUAUGAUUGUUACUUGUGAUUGUGUUGGUAUUCUUAAAGAGAGAAAUGUCGAUGUUGAACACAGGUUUCCCCAGGAAGCUGGCGUUUUACAAGGUCGUAGCAAGAAGAAAUCAACACGUUGUCGUAUGGUCUUCCGUACAACAAUCACUCAUCCCGAUGGUUCCUCAGAAACAUUACAAGUCUGUUCACAGCCAAUUGUCUGCACACAACCGCCAGGUAUUCCUGAAAUCUGCAAGAAAUCUCUGACGUCAUGCCCAGCGACCGGCGGCCUAGAAUUAUUCAUUCUUGGUAAAAAUUUUCUGAAAGAUACACGCGUUGUCUUUCAAUUGGACAGCGAUGAUCCUUCUACUAGUUUGGAACCGCACUGGGAAUGUGCUGUUCUUCCGGACAAGGAAUUCCUCCAGCAGACACAUUUGGUUUGCGUUGUUCCUGCCUACAGGCGUCAAGAUCUUUCGCCCACAGAGACAAUUAGUGUGAGACUCUAUGCCGUGUCUUCCGGGAAAACAAGCGAACCGCACAAUUUCCUCUACACAUCAUGUUCAACUCCUCCCGAGCCUUCAGUGGGUAAAGUGGAAAUAUCAAAUUCGCCACUAAUCCAAGGCAACGACAAUGGCUUAUCGAGUUCAUCGACUGUCUCAAGUGUCCCCACAAACACUCUAAUGACCCAAGCUGCCGCCGGAGCUUCUGGUUUUUUAACCCAACAACAGCAGCAGCAACAACAAACGUCGCAACAAGCGCAAACGGAAAUUCUUAAAAAUAAUCCCAGUUCACCGCCUGCACAGUCUCAAGUCACGCCCGUUAUGAUGUGGACAUCUCAGGGAACAAAUUGUCAGAAUUCGGCUGUUGAUGUGAUGAUGCCACCGCCUCUCGUUGCCAAUCAGUUAAUGAACAGACGGUCAUCCUCAAAUCUACAGCUAAUCCUGCCCGACAACCUUAAGACGGAGAUACUCGACGAGAACAGCAACAGUGGAAUGCUGAGCGAUAAUAGUAUAAACAGUGUCAAUGUCUCGACACCAACACACAAUGGAACUGGAACAAGUCCCUUGCAACAAAUUGUCAAUGAGAAUUCACGGGACGCUUCCCAGUCCAGUCUCAUUAGAAACGUUCAGAAUGACUCCCCAGUGCAGGACGCUCUGUUGGGAGUUGUCGAUCUCAUUAGAAAUCAGCAUUCUCUUUCUCUUCCGCCCCAGCAUCCGUCAUCGUUCACCGGAAUACAUGAGUCUUCUCAGGUAAAAGUGCUUAGUCCACAUCACAUGAAACAGGAUUCGAGUCCAAUUCUCCAGAAUGAGGCGAAUUCGAAUGGAAAUAUUCAAGGUGCGGGUGUUGUUGAUCUGCGAAUGAAACAUCAUCAGUCGGAGUACGAAGCUCUGAGUAAUUACACACCCGCCGGUCAACCAUUGCCCACACAGAGUGGACACAGUGUGGAGAAUUAUUUGAACCAGUUGGAAGCAGCUCGACCACUGGUGCCGUCGCCGAAGGAGCAGGAGUCACAGGAUACGAGUUUCGUUGGCACGAUACAGCAGCGAGCUUCGAUAAUUGCCACUGGUCGUCAACAAAUGCAACAGCAGACGUCGAAGGACUCGCUCGUUACUGCCAAUGGAGAUACGCAUCAAAUCGUUUCGCCUCUUAGGUCCGUUAAUACCAGUCCUCUCACCAUAAUGGGUCACGUUCCUCCGGUCGUCGAUCAUGGCGAGGCGCUGUCAAGUCCACAGCAGUCAACGAGGCCAAGUCCCCCGGUGGCGGUGCCCGUCAAGACAAUGUUGCUCGAGGCUCUUCUUCCAAACCAACAGCCUCUUUCAGUGCCUACGAACAGUGUCGUCACGGCCUCGAAUAAUGUCGUUUCCGAACCAACUCCCGAGGACAAUUUACUUACGACGAUUAACGCUGCUAUGUUACCACCAAUUCAGGAGGCGCCGAUUGUCUCCGCUUCAAAUUCUUCUAAUGGCACUGUCAGCGUUCCUUCUCAAAUUCCUUUACAGGUCUCAAGUGAAGUCAUGCCCAGAACGACUGAUCACCUGCAACUGCAAAGUUUAUCGCAACAAAGUGUCGUGACAAUGCAACGUCAAGUUCAACAGGUCGAGCAAGUUGUUGCCCAAGCCCAGCAACAAGUCGAGCAGGUCGUCGCUCAAGCCCAACAACAAGCAGUCCAAGCAGUGCAACAAGCCCAACAGCAAGUGGUGCAACAAGUCUUUCAACACGCUCAAGUUGUACAGCAAGCCGUACAGCAGGUUCAAGCUGUACAACAAGUACAAGCCGUACCCGCUUUUCAGCAGGCUGUUCAACAAGCGUCCCAAGAAGUUGUACAACAAGCCGUUCAACAAGCAACUCAAGAAGUCGUUCAGCAAGUGCAAGCCGUUCAGCAGGCCGUGCAGCAAGCGCAAGCCGCCCAAGCAAUGCAACAAGCCGUCCAACAAGACAUCGGCUCAAUGCUUAAUCAACCGGCCGGUUUUGUUGCCGAGGCAAGUUCAGCGCUUGCGAGCGGUGCCGCUCAGGAACCGUCGCAACAGCGGCUCACCACCGCAGCCGAACAGGCAAUCAACAACGUCAUCACCAACGCCACUCAAGAUAUUAUCAACAAUAAACCAAUAACAACAACCACAGCGCACGCAAUAAUUGCAACCAAGAAUAUUUUGAACAGUGUCGCAACGCAAAGCGCUCAAUUAAUGAACAGCGCCAUGGAGGGUAUACUUCCAAAAUCGCCAUCAAGUCAGGGCAAUAUUGUUGAUCAAACUUCAAAUAAAUCACCGCCAGUGACGGCCAAUCGACAGAAUGUUAAUCCAAACAUGCAAAAUGCCACGGCAGCUACAAAUAAUCCUAAUAAUGUUAGAAAGUCCGAAGAUUCUGGCUUACUGUCUCAGGAAUUAACUUCAAUGUCAGAGCACGAUCUUUUGAGUUACAUAAAUCCCAGCUGUUUCGAUCCUCAGGGAGGAUUUCUCAUGUAAAAUGUCACUGGAACUGUGUCCUUAAAUUGUAAGGGAACAUGAUUUCCAAAAAGAAAACAGGAUUUUCGAAAAUUAAUGGCCUCUGAACUCUGUUAAACUAGUUAUAAAUAUGUUAAGAUUGAUAUUGUAAAAUAAUAGCGUUUUGAGUUGAGAUGUAGAAGUGAAGAAGGAGUACUUUUCUUUUGUUUCAUUAAAAAAAAGAAAAGAAUCUCUGAACAUAUAAUUAUUUCAGAGACAUUUUUUUCGCAAAAUAAUCAAAAAAUUUUCGUUCAUUUCUAUAUUACGAUGUUUGCAUUCUAUAUUUCUCAAAUGAUAAAAUUUAUCGUCACAUCUUUUUUUUUUUUUUUGCUUUUUUUUGACGAAUGUUCCAACGAGAUUUCACUUUGACUAUUCGUGAAGAAUUGUAAUAUUCUUAAGUAAGACGGGCGCAUAAGUGCGCGACAGUUUUUUUUUCUUCUACUAAUUUUUGAAAAUGUUACGUUAAUUAAUUUAAAUUUCUUCGUGCCAGAACAACAAGGUGCCUUUUUUUUUUUUUUUUUGAAGCGAAAUGUCUGUUUUUUUUCGCUUAUGGAUAUUAAGUUUUUAAGUCAAAGAAACUGUUAAUAUAAAUUAAUAAUUGAUAUCCUUACUGACCCCACUCAAUGGAGAGAAAAGUUUGUACAGAGCAGCUAAAAAAAAUUGAGUGAAGCCAAUUUACGAUAAACCGUAUCUUGAUUAAGGAAGUAAUUCUGUGAAUUAUUGAACGCUUCUUUGACUUGAUUUCAUUACUUAUAUAAUGGAUCAUUUUGUUGUUUUUUAUUAUUUUAUUAUGAUAAUCGUCCUCAGGACGAGCUUAGUCAUAGUGUUGUGCCUUUUUUUCAUUUGCGUACGAUACUUACAAAUUGAUUGGAUGUAAAAGCGAAAAAAUGAAAUCUUUAUAAUCAAAAAAUAAAAAUAAAUACUUUAUUCUUCGUUUCGAAAAAAAGUAAUUAUUCUCUUUUAGAAAAUUAAUUUAAAAAUGCAUUUAAAAAUAG